Messenger RNA from Thalassophryne amazonica, 3122 nucleotides. It is a transcript of the gene noxa1, whose product is annotated as NADPH oxidase activator 1. The record is from RefSeq and is a predicted model, not a curated record. Gene Ontology annotation, molecular function: superoxide-generating NADPH oxidase activator activity; protein binding. NCBI's taxonomy places the organism in Eukaryota, Metazoa, Chordata, Actinopteri, Batrachoidiformes, Batrachoididae. The transcript is spliced from 16 exons. Bases 168 to 1784 code for a protein of 538 amino acids. Gene Ontology annotation, biological process: superoxide anion generation.
UGAGGAAUGUGGACGGAGGAGUUCCUGGUUGCAACAGGGUGGAGUCUCCCGUGGAGGUCUGGUUCAGCUGGUGUCACUUCCCUGUUGACACGCAGCCGACUGAUCUGGAGCCACACUCACUGGAAUCUCAUCCCAGAGCAACAGUGCAUGCGUGUCCUGCCUGCAGAAUGCUUUACACAGACUUGCUGAGGUUGUGGGAUGAGGCGGUGCGUGCUGUGGAUGCCAAGGACUGGAUAGGAGCUCUGGCUAAACUUGAACAGAUCACCGAACCCACGUCUCGCACCCUGUUUGUCUCCGCCUCAGCUCAUCUGGCCCUGGGAGAGCUGGAAGAGGCACAAAAGGCUUUAGACAUCACCAUUGCAAAGGAUGAACGUCUUGCUGUUGCCUUUUUCCAGCGAGCGGCCAUGAUGAUGCAGAUUGACAGGUUGGAGGAGGCUCUGUCAGAUUGUAUCUGGGCUCAGAAGCAUAUGCGAGGAAACAUGGUCAUCGACUACAAACAGCUCGGACUGCGCUUUAAACUGCACAGCUGGCAGGUGUUAUACAACGCAGCAGCUGUUUACUGUCGGAUGGGCCAGUGGGAGCGAGCAAGGGAGGUCCUGGUAUCAGCCAUCCAGGAGAAAGGAGCAGGUCGAGGAGGCAACUUUGAAAUGGCUUUGGACAGCAUCAUGAAAGAGGAGGUCCUGUGUCCGCUGGUCGUACCUGAAGGUGUUGUGUUCCGUCCCAGAAAAGAAGAUGUGGAGCAGCUUCAGGAAAGAGACUUCCUGGGAAAACCCAAGGUCAUUUCCUCUGUGAUUCCCAACGAUGAUUUUGGAGGUUUUGAACCACUGAGGCUUCAGAAACCUGGUUUCUAUGAGCCCAAAGUGGACGGAGCUCAAGAUUCUCGGUACAUGCGCCUGCGCGCUCCCUAUAUGGGUCGGAGCCCCGGUCAGCUGACAGCUCCGGGGGGAGCGAUGGUCUUUCUGUUUGGGGAAGAGGACAGGGACGGGAUGGCAACUGUUAUAUAUGAUGGACAGAGAGGACUUCUGCCGAUGUCCCUGCUCGAUCCGGCGGAUGUCAAGACGUCAAAACGCAAAAAAGACAAUAUGCAGAGAGUCCCCAGUGGGAUUCCUCUUCCCCCAGGCCAAAAGCCCCCUGCUCGCCCACAGUCCAGGCCCGCCUCUGCAGCUCCUCCCCAAACUAAAAAAGGGCGCACUGUUGGAGAAACUCCACCUCCAUCCUACAUCACCGCCACCCGUGUACCUCUGCCAGAAAGAAAGACCACACCGUCCACAGCCACAAACCAGCCUGAGAGCGCCGCUAAGGAUCCAGAGGUGGACUCAGUCGUGGUGAAGGUCCACUACCUGUACACUGUGGCUUUGUCUUUGCCGGUCACCACACCCUUCCAGGAGCUGAAAGAGCGCAUUGCAGAAAAAGUGGGCCAGCCUGCUGCUCUGCUGCGCCUCAGGCAGCGGCAGCACGGCUCCCGGGCGCUGACCCCUCUGUGUGAUGAAUGGCAGCAAGGGUCCACUCUGCAGGAGGUGGCAGAGGAGGGCAGAGCCACCCUGUGGUGCCAGACUGAAGACCCUCUGCUCUGCCGUGCCAUCCUGUACCAGAUGGUGGCACUGUAUGAUUAUGCAGGUCAGGGCCCAGAAGACUUGGAGUUCAGUGAAGGAGACACAAUUGACAUUCUGGGUGAAGUUAAUGAAGAAUGGCUAGAAGGACACUGUGCAGGAAACAUUGGCAUCUUCCCCAGCUGCUUUGCCUACAGAGAGAGCCCCACCAACAACCAGAGUUUUGAGAACUAAGGUCAUUUUCCAGACAGUGGGGUCACCCGAGGCUCAUUAUGAACCACGUUUUUUAAGACAGCAAUUUACUUCAUUCCAAGAGAAGAGUAUAUGUUGUAAUGUCAACGUUUUGUAUAGUAUUUGAACUACUGCAUUUGAGUGCGUAAUCUGUGUGCAAUUUGGGGACAGGAUACCCCCAUUUUAUUUCAUGUAAUUACUGCCUUCAAUCCAGUUUCAUCGUGUGUAUAUGCAGAUUGAAUGUGCAUUGUGAAUCUGCCUAUUUAAGAUGUAUCCUAAUGUUACACCAGUUAAAUAACCGUAAAAGUACUGCACUCAGCUUUAGACCACGUUUUUAUGGUUCUGUAGAACAAUUACUUUAUGCUGCCUCGCAAUAGUAAUACCAAUAUAUACACCUCAUUUUAAGAACAACACAGUAUGGGUGCACAAAUAAGAAUAUGACAAUGACAACUGGGCGCACAAAUAAGAGUAUGACAAUAACAACUGUAAAUACAGCGGAGAAGGUCCCUUGAGCUUUGUUAAAGGUGUUAAAAAACCUUGAAGAAAUUAUGCCAAGUGUGUCAGUAGAGAGAACAUCGUACAGCUGGCAGUGGCUGCACUUUGUUUAGCAGUCUAUAUAUAUAUAUAAUAGCCCGUAUGUAUGUAUGUGGCAUGAUUUGUGUUCAGAGUGAACUUCCGUAGCAAUCAAGCGAUCAACACCAAACUUGGUAUGGUGACUGGGGGCACCUAGGCGGGCAUCUUUGAGGCCCUUGUGUUGAAAGUGCACAUGCGCGAACACACAUACACACACAUGCACACUAGAUUAAAGCAUCACACGCACACUAGAUUAAAGCAUCACACACACACACACACACACUAGAUUAAAGCAUCACACACACGUUAAAGUAAUAAUGAUUAAGGCUGAAUUCUGUAAUAGAUAAAUAGAUAAAGAGAAUAGAAUAAAGCAUUAAAUUAUUGGUUGCCCAGUAACCAUAAAGGAUUAAAGUGAAAGUUCUUUUUGUCUAAGAUUUCUAGCAAUAAUGAUUAAAGCUGAAUUCUGUGAUAGAUCUAUAGAUUAUUUCUAGCAAUAAUGAUUAAAGCUGAAUUAUGUAACAGCUAAAAAGAUAAACAGAACAGAUUAAAGCAUUAAAUUAGAUUGCCCAGUAACCAUAAAGAAUUAAAGUGAAAGUUCUUUUGUGUAAGAUUUCUAGUAAUAAUGUUUAAAGCUGAAUUCUGUAAUAGAUAAAUAGAUAAAGAGAAUAGAUUAAAGCAUUAAAUUAUUGGUUGCCCAGUAACCAUAAAGAAUUAAAGUGAAAGUUCUUAAGGUACAAAGUGACAUCAAAUCAUAAAGGCACAGAAGUG